Molecule: messenger RNA, 1904 nt
Organism: Aspergillus homomorphus CBS 101889
Lineage: Eukaryota; Fungi; Ascomycota; Eurotiomycetes; Eurotiales; Aspergillaceae
Product: putative cyclin-dependent protein kinase complex component
Exons: 2
Coding region: 117-1670 (517 amino acids)
Biological process (GO): regulation of cyclin-dependent protein serine/threonine kinase activity
Cellular component (GO): cyclin-dependent protein kinase holoenzyme complex; nucleus
Molecular function (GO): protein kinase binding; cyclin-dependent protein serine/threonine kinase regulator activity
Source: RefSeq, a predicted model, not a curated record
CCAAUUUCACAAGUUAAUAACUCCCAAUCAGUUUCCUCACGUCUGUUUAGCUUGACAUAGGAUCUGUUGUCGUCAAUCAUCCGCGAUCGGAUCAUCUUGAUACUUCCUCCUACACCAUGCUGGGGGGCGCCAUACCUACUUCGGAAGCUGGCUAUCGUUCCUCGUCGCAGACCCAAGCCUCGCACCAACCCUCGUCACGUCUAGAGACCGGCGACGGCUCUAGGUCGGCAUCGUCUAACACCACCCCCACCUCGUCCACAGCCCCGCCGUCAACGUCCGCCUCAGCUCGCCUCCCCUCCCACCAAACCACCCAUGAUGUUCCCUCUUAUAUCAAUCAACCUUCCGACCCGAAUUCCCAUCCGUCAUCGCGGGCGUCCUCAACCAUCUCGGGUAUAACCAACACCCACCCGAACUCAGCAUCAAUGACCACAACCACCAGCGGUAGCCAUUCAUCUCGCUCCGAUAUCCACGCCGCGCCUCCUACAUUUGCCCCUCAUGUCAGCACCAGCCAUGCACACACGACCGCGACCUCUGCGCAACACAUCAGAAGCCACUCAUCCCCAGCAUCACCACAGUUGAGGCCCACCCAUCAAUCCCUCCGUUCCUUAGGUGGUUCGGAGGCGAACUCGCCGAGUCGCAUUAAGGUCCGCGAUCUGUCCCAUAUACAAAGCUUUGCGAGCGAGGAAAUGUUGGUGCAAAGAGAUCGGAGGGCGGGACAAUGGGGUCCCCAGGAGCGCCAGUACGAGAUCAGUUCCAUGCCGGUCACGGACAUUAUCGAAAUGGUUGCUGGGCUUUUGACAAAAAUCACUACGACCAACGACAUGCACCACGAGCAUAUCCAUCGCCACAUACCACCCCCAGACGGGACCUCAAACCUCAGCCCGCAGGCGACCAGUGUUCUUGCAUUUCAUGGCAAGAAUGUACCCAGUAUCAGCAUUCUCAGCUAUUUGACGAGGAUACACAAGUACUGCCCCACCACUUAUGAAGUCUUUCUCAGUCUUCUGGUGUAUUUCGAUCGCAUGACGGAGUUGGUCAACCGGGCCCAGCUUGAGCGAUUACGGCGUCGCCAGGCCCGAUCAGCUGCCAUGAUGGGGAAUGAAGGCAUUCAGCACCAUUCGGGCCAUUAUUCAACUGUACAGACGACGGAAUCAUCACCACUGGCGACUCCGCCAUCUUCUGCUAGCUUUGCUGCACAGGAUCCGUCCACUCCUUCCUCCAUGUCCCCAGCUCUGGACCCCCAGGAUGAGGAAGACGCGCUUUCCCACUUUUUUGUCGUCGAUAGUUUCAAUAUUCAUCGGCUAGUCAUCGCAGGCGUGACUUGUGCCAGUAAAUUCUUCUCCGAUGUUUUCUACACCAACUCUCGUUAUGCAAAGGUUGGAGGACUACCGUUGGUUGAACUCAAUCACCUUGAGCUCCAGUUCCUUCUCUUGAACGACUUUCGUCUUUCGAUUCCCGUGGAAGAGCUUGAGGCGUAUGGCACAAUGCUAGUAGAGUUCUAUGCUCGAGAGAUCGCCUCCCAGCAACAGCAGCAGCAGUCACAAUUGGGCAUACCUCAUUCAAUUCACCCUCCCCCGACAAUGGGUUCUCAGUCGGAUGGGAUGUACAUGCGUGCCCGGGAAAAGCAGCGUCCCGAUCAAUCAGAGGUUCGCCAAACUCCCACUCCACCUUGAAUGGUCUACGCAUGACGACAAUGUCUUUUCUCUCGCUCCUGGACCCUUGAGCCAUGCUGUUCUCCUUCGAGAGGCGAACGAUUCCUUCCUUCCACUUCGCUUCCUGUGCGGGUGUACGUAUCGACUGCUGGUUUACUAUACCUCUUAAUUGGCGUCGCAUAUCCCCUUGGGUACAUAUGUCCGUUAGUCCUGUCUUAAUCACGCAUCUUCCCAGCAGAAAGAUGAUUGCAAAUC